AUGCUAUCAUUCAGUGAUAAUAAAAAUAACGGCAAAAGUAAUGAGAAAUUACUGAAGAAGACUUCGAAUCCGUUUUCGGACACAAACACCAAUAGUUUAUUCGAUGUGAACGAUCAGCACUUCACCGAAAACAACAUGAAGUCUGUGCUCAACAAGACGACCAAUAACGUAGGGAACAGUAGUUUCUAUACAGAACCGGAAUCGCCUGAUGAGUUCAGUACCCUUCCCCGCCACUCGAUUGCCUCGGGAGCCACACCACUGGCCGCUCGUGAGAGUGUCAUCAGGGCUCAGAUGACGAUGAGAGAGGAGGACUUCACGUACUCGCAGACGUUUAGGGUGUUUAUCGGCACCUGGAAUGUGAACGGCCAGAGCGUGACCGAGAAGACACCUCUCGAGCACUAUUGGCUCUCUUGUGAUCCCAAUCCGCCCGAUAUCUAUGCGAUCGGUUUCCAAGAACUGGACCUCUCGAAGGAGACGUUUCUGUUUAAUGAGACGCCGAAAGAGGAGAUGUGGUUCAACGCGUGUCGGAAAGCGUUGCACCCAAAGGCUACUUACGAUGUCGUCAAACUGGUCCGACUCAUCGGAAUGAUGUUAAUUGUGUUCAUUAGGCGAGACUUAAAACAAUUCAUUAGCAAUAUAUCGGCCGAAAUGGUGGGCACCGGACUUAUGGGCCGAAUGGGAAACAAAGGCGGAGUCGCCGUUAGGUUUGAUUUCCACAACUCGUCGGUAUGUUUCGUGAACAGCCAUUUGGCGGCUCACGUCGAGGAGUAUGAGCGCCGCAAU
Messenger RNA from Oppiella nova, 783 nucleotides. NCBI's taxonomy places the organism in Eukaryota, Metazoa, Arthropoda, Arachnida, Sarcoptiformes, Oppiidae. The record is from the annotation of a GenBank genome assembly.